AAAUUAAAUUUACUACGGGCACAAUUGCUCUCAACGAAGGUACCCGCGGCAUGCAGGGAAUUCAACGAAAUCCCAGGACCAAAAUCUUUACCUCUGAUCGGCACUCUUUACCAGUACUUACCGGUAUUUGGUAAGUACAAAUUCGACCGCUUGCAUCGCAACGGACUUGCGAAACUCCGGCAGUACGGCCCGGUGGUCCGUGAAGAUAUAGUGCCCGGCGUGUCCAUAGUGUGGAUUUUCAAACCGGAAGACGUGGAGGUGCUGUAUCGAAAAGAAGGCAGGUAUCCGAAGAGACAUAGCCAUUUAGCUUUACAGAAAUACAGAUUAAAUAAACCGGAUAUUUACAACACCGGAGGACUUUUACCUACGAACGGCUCGGAUUGGUGGAGACUCAGGAAGGCGUUUCAAAAACAUUUGAGUAAAGUUCAAUGCAUCAAACAGUACGUAGACAGUACGAAUACAGUUGUCGGAGAAUUUAUAGAACAGCGAAUAAAACGCACAAGACUAGGCAAUGAUUUUGGUCCAGAAUUAUCCAGGCUGUUUCUUGAAUUGACGUACUAUGUCGCAUUCGACGAAAGACUCCAACGGUUCAAAGACGAAGAGUGGGACUCCAAUUCAGAGUGUUCAAAACUCAUUAAGGCGGCACAUGAUAUAAACAGUGCAAUAUUAAAGACCGACAAUGGGCCACAGCUUUGGAGAAAGUACGACACACCUAUGUACAAACGUAUCAAAAAAGGACACGAACACAUCGAAAAGAUUGCUUUAAGAAUAGUAAGUGAAAAAUUGACCAAUAUCAAUGCAUUGGGUUCCAAGUCGUCGUUGUUAAGCGAAUACUUACGCUCGAACGAAACCGACUUCAAAGACGUAAUCGGAAUGACUGUAGACACGUUGUUAGCCGGGAUCGACACGGCGACGUACUCGUGUUGUUUCGGACUGUAUCACCUGUCGUCGAACGCGGACGUGCAGGAGAAAAUGUUCGCCGAAACGCGUACUCUUUUGCCGGAAAGUAAUACUACAGUCACGGGAAAGACGUUGGAUCGGGCUGUGUACACGAAAGCAGUGAUCAAGGAGAUGUUUCGAAUGAACCCUAUAUCGGUGGGAAUCGGACGGAUAGUGCCCGAAGAAUGUGUGUUUUCCGGAUACAGAGUCCCGGCAGGAACGGUAGUCGUCACGCAGAAUCAAGUGAGCUGCCGCCUGGCCGAAUACUUUCGACGACCUGACAAGUUUGUGCCGGAGAGAUGGUUAAAGGAUAGCGUCGAAUACGAGUCGGUCAGCCCGUAUUUGGUCCUACCGUUUGGCCAUGGACCCAGGACGUGCAUCGCAAGACGUUUAUCCGAACAGUUUUUGCAGGUCGUACUCAUGAAAAUUGUCAGAAAUUUUGAAAUGACGUGGACAGGAUCAACAUUGGAUAGCCAGUCUUUGUUGAUCAACAAACCAGACGGUCCUAUUUCUAUAGAAUUCAAAUCAAGAACUUGAGAACAAAUAUUUGUACAAUCUUAUACUGAUCUUCGUAAUAUAUAUGACAUAUUUAUACAA
Molecule: messenger RNA, 1536 nt
Organism: Sipha flava (yellow sugarcane aphid)
Lineage: Eukaryota; Metazoa; Arthropoda; Insecta; Hemiptera; Aphididae
Product: cytochrome P450 302a1, mitochondrial-like
Molecular function (GO): iron ion binding; oxidoreductase activity, acting on paired donors, with incorporation or reduction of molecular oxygen; monooxygenase activity
Source: RefSeq, a predicted model, not a curated record